Messenger RNA from Brassica napus (rape), 2622 nucleotides. RefSeq names its product phosphoinositide phospholipase C 1-like. Gene Ontology annotation, molecular function: phosphatidylinositol-4,5-bisphosphate phospholipase C activity. The record is from RefSeq and is a predicted model, not a curated record. Gene Ontology annotation, biological process: phosphatidylinositol-mediated signaling; lipid metabolic process. Lineage: Eukaryota; Viridiplantae; Streptophyta; Magnoliopsida; Brassicales; Brassicaceae. Bases 743 to 2422 code for a protein of 559 amino acids. The transcript has 7 exons.
UAUCAAAAAAAAAAAAAAAUAUAUAUAUAUAUAUAAGAAAAUUUUGAGCAAGAAAAACAGAUGCUCUUAUUUCAACAAGUAAUACAACAGUUAAAUAAAAAUUAAUAAAUUUUAUUAUUUUAUAUUGGUUAGUAUUCAACAAAGAAUAUAAUAUUUUUCUUUUUUCUUCAUAAAUCUAAUGUGAAGUAGAAAAAUAUACCCUGGACUUCUUUUUUUUUUUUGGCAACCCUAGACUUUUCUUUAUCCUUCACUAUUUACCCUAUAGUAUUUCUUCAAUGUUUCCACUUUAAAUUAUUUUAAUACUCACCAAUCACGCCUUAGCUGUUUUAAUGAUUUGAUGUAGAUGAUAAAUAAAGUUUUCAUCUUUCUAUUUUUGAGGACGACUGCGAUCGUAACACCAGUUUCUCAGCCAUUGGCUCUACCACUGUACCACGUUAUUUUACUUUUGAUCAACAGCUCUGUUUGGCUUUAAAUACUAACUUCAAUUCAGACAGCCGACAGAACAUCUCUCUCGCGCGUCCAGAUUUUAAUAUAGUUUAAAUAGAUUAUUUUUACUAUGAAUAGUUCUUUUAAUAGUAUAAAAGAGGUUCAUUGUUAAUAUAUGAGAACGAAACCUCACAGUCUAGAGCAACACAUGUGUUACACAAGCACAUAAAAUCUCUUUGUUUACUUUCUUUCCUUCUUGGGACAGCAUCUUCUGUUUCUUUUCUAUCCAGUUAUAACUCUCACAAGAAACACAAAAAUGAAGGUGACAUUCAAAGUGUGUUUCUGUUGUGCAAGAAGCUUCAAAGUUAAAUCAAGUGAGCCACCUCAAGAAAUCAAAACACUUUUCGACAAUUACUCCCAAAACGGCAGGAUAUCUGAAGAUGAAAUGCUCAGGUUCGUGAUCCAAGUGCAAGGAGAAACACACGCUGAUUCAAACUACGUGAAGGAUAUGUUCAACAUGCUCAAACAUCACGGCGUUUUCCACCCUGGUGGGCUUCAUCUUGAAGAAUUCUACCGUUACCUCCUCAGCGAUUUCAACUCUCCAUUACCUCUUUCCGGCGAGGUUUGGCAAGAUAUGAGUCAGCCUUUAUCGCAUUACUUCUUGUACACGGGACAUAACUCUUACUUGACUGGGAAUCAACUCAACAGUAGAAGCAGCACCGAGCCGAUUGUGAAGGCUCUGAAAAGAGGAGUUCGUGUCAUCGAGCUUGAUUUAUGGCCUAACUCUUCAGGAACCGAAGCUGAAGUUCGUCAUGGCGGGACGUUAACAAGUACCGAAGAUCUUCAGAAAUGUCUUAACGCGGUAAAGGAGAACGCAUUUGAGGUGUCUGACUAUCCUGUUGUACUUACUUUAGAAGACCAUUUGAAUCCAGAUCUUCAGAAGAAAGUCGCGAAGAUGGUGAGUAAGACUUUUGGAAGAACAUUGUUUCGAUGCAGGGGCGAAUACAAAAAGUGUUUUCCUUCGCCAGAAGCACUCAAGAAUAAGAUUUUGAUCUCAACAAAGCCACCAAAAGAGUAUCUCCAGACCCAUAUCUCUCAAGGAGCAACAACAAAUGAAUCUGUAAAUGCAGAAGAACUGAUUCAAGAUGAAGAUGACAAGACUGUAGCAGUGGAAUACAGAGAUUUGAUCUCGAUUCACGCUGGUAACCGUAAAGGAGGACUAAAGAACUGCUUGAAUGGGGAUCCUAUCCGAGUCAUGCGGUUAAGCAUGAGCGAGCAGUGGCUAGAAACUCUGGCUAAAACUCGUGGACCCGAUAUAGUAAAGUUCACUCAGAGGAAUAUUCUGAGGAUAUUUCCCAAGACUACACGUUUUGACUCAUCAAACUAUGAUCCUCUCGUUGGAUGGAUUCAUGGUGCUCAAAUGGUUGCCUUCAAUAUGCAAAGUCAUGGGAAGUUCUUGUGGAUGAUGCAAGGAAUGUUUAAAGCCAAUGGUGGAUGUGGUUAUGUGAAAAAGCCUGAUGUUUUGCUCUCUAAUGGUCCUGGAGGUGGAAAUUUUAACCCUUACAGUCAAGAUCUCCAGGUCAAGACAACUCUUAAGGUGAAGAUUUACAGUGGAGAAGGAUGGAAUCUAGAUUUUUCUCAAGAUCAUUUUGAUCGAUACUCUCCUCCCGAUUUCUACGCAAGGGUCGGAAUCGCAGGAAUACCUUUAGACACAAUAAGUUACAGAACAGAAACAGAUACAGACGAAUGGUUUCCGGUUUGGAAUGAAGAAUUCGAGUUCCCAUUGCGUGUUCCGGAGUUAGCCCUCCUGUGUAUCACAGUCAAAGACCACGACAAGAAUUCUCAGAACGAUUUCGCCGGCCAGACAUGUCUUCCGUUGUCGGAGAUCAGGCCCGGAAUUCGUGCCGUCCGACUCCAUGAUCGUCUCGGAGACGUCUUCAAGCACGCGAGACUGCUCGUGCGGUUUGUCUUCGAGCCUCGUGUGUUAAAAAAUUAAGUGACGGUAAGCUAGUCGUACGUACUAAGCAAGAGAUGCUAGAAUAAUUGAUUAAGAUGAGCAAAAUUAUUAAAUUUGUGGUUUUAAUUUUAUUAAAUUUCAAACAGCUGAUAAUAAUAUUUGUUUAAAGAGAUGAUGUGGUCCAGUAAUACCAAUUGUUUUCAUUAUGGCAACUCAAACUAAAGCAAAACUUCAUUGUG